Messenger RNA from Oncorhynchus nerka (sockeye salmon), 6830 nucleotides. RefSeq names its product leucine-rich repeat transmembrane protein FLRT2-like. Gene Ontology annotation, molecular function: protein binding. The record is from RefSeq and is a predicted model, not a curated record. Bases 990 to 3005 code for a protein of 671 amino acids. The transcript is spliced from 2 exons. Lineage: Eukaryota; Metazoa; Chordata; Actinopteri; Salmoniformes; Salmonidae.
UGCACUGCACACACAUCACUAUCAACGGAAUUCAUUUUAGCAAACAUCUCUCUGGGAUUCCGAGCAUAGAAGGCAAGUUUAUCGUCCCCAAAACAACCCGGAUACCUUGGCAAGUGCGUGUUCACUGUUUCGAGAGAAGUCGGUGCUGCCUCUGGUCCAUAUAGUCCCACUCUCCCGCUCGAAUGCAUUGCCCAAGGUUUUGAGGCGGGCUGAGCUGUGAGUGUAGUCAUAGGUUGAGCUGCAUGCCCCGGAAUUGCAGAAAAGUGCGGACAGAGCAGAAGAUUGUUCCCCGACUCAGGCAGCAUGCUGUCCGGUAGACCCACGGGUGGCAUGGCGCUUGGAAGCGAUUCGCACAAACAAUACCGAAUGGCGCUGGAUCAUUGCGCACGGUCAUAUUCUAGGAUUGCAUGAAGGAUAAAGAAAAGAGUUGAACAUGGUAAAAGGGCAUACAAUGAAUAUGGAUAAAGCCUCGUCUAAGGUCUCUGGAUCCAAAUGUCACACCACCUGGACGCUGCCCCGGGCGGGGACCAGCAGUGUGUGACGUUGACGGGUGUGUGGCGAGGAGAGGAGAGAAGGAGGCCCCGGACACGGUAGCUCUCAGCUGCGACUUGGCAUUAAAUUGGCCCAGGCUUGGCCCUGUGCUUUGAGGAGGAGCUGAGAUUGUGGAGCCCUGCCAUGGUCUAAUAUAUCAGCAUGGAUGGAGUCAGAGUCAGCUUCAGUCAGAGGACCUGCUCUUCCUAAUGCGACACUCUUUCUUCUUAAAGCUGAGGACUAACCAAUUACAGGGGGAUUAAGCCUAACCCUAUGGCUUCCUGUUCUACCACCCCGCGAAGAAGUGAACUGAGCAUUAUCAAACUAUUUUAGAGGACUUUCAUUUUUGUCUACUAUUUUGGGGGAUUUACUUCAUCGCCUUCAAUCCUUUUCCCUUUUUAAUACAUUUUAUUGUGUGUUGCUUUUUGAGGCCAUUCCCCUCCUUCUGUUUUUCCACUAUGGAGUUUCAGGUCAGGCUGUGGAAUAAAAAUUGGGGUUCAUUUCUGCGUUUCUGGUUGACAGUCCUCCUGAGCCUCAACUUGCACUUCAGCCGCCCCGCAGCCUCGUGCCCGGAGGAGUGCCGCUGCGACAAAACAUUUGUUUACUGCAACGAGCGGAGCCUGACAUCGGUACCUCUGGGGGUGACAGAGGGCUACAAGAUCCUCUACCUCCACAACAACCAGAUCAACAACGCUGGGUUCCCAUGGGAACUACACAAUGUGGCCUCCGUGGAGACGGUGUUUCUCUACGGCAACCAGCUGGAUGAGUUUCCUCUCAACCUGCCCAAGAACAUCCGGGUGCUCCACCUGCAAGAGAACAACAUCCAGACCAUCUCCAGGGCUGCCUUGGCCCAGCUUCCCCGCCUAGAGGAACUCCACCUGGAUGAUAACUCCAUCUCUACCGUGGGGGUGGAGGAGGGGGCGUUCCGGGAGGCCGUCAGCCUCAAGCUGCUCUUCCUCACCAAGAACCACCUGAGCAGUGUCCCCAUUGGUCUUCCGGAGGACCUCAAGGAGCUGCGAUUGGACGAGAACCGCAUCGCCAUCAUAGCUGAGGAAGCGUUUCAGAACGUGACGCGGCUCCAACGCCUAUUGCUGGAUGGGAACUUGUUGACGGACGAGGGCGUGGCCCCGGGGACGUUCCAGGAGCUGUCCACCCUCCGGGAGCUGGCGCUGGCUCGUAACUCUCUGACGUUCCCCCCACCCCUCCUCCCGACCCAGUCCCUGAUCAAGCUCAGCCUGCAGGAUAAUCAGAUGGACCAUAUUCCAGUGAUGGCUUUCUCCGACCUUCAGAGGCUCGAGAGACUGGAUAUAUCCAACAACCAGUUGCAGACACUGACACAGGGGGUCUUUGACGGCCUCAUCAGCCUCAGACAGCUCACCGUUCGGAACAACCCGUGGCGCUGUGACUGCACUGUCAAAUGGGUGGUGGUGUGGCUCAAGUCACUGCCAGGCGCCAUCAACGUGCGCGGGUUCAUGUGCCAGAGCCCCGAGAGGGUGCGCGGCAUGGCAAUCAGAGAACUCACCCUGGAUGCUAUCCAGUGCUCAGGCGGGACAGACCUCCAGCCUGACCUCUGGCCCACCCUGCGCUCUACGCCCCCACACCCCCAACUCCCCACCACCGCCUCCACCACCUUCCUUACCACUGCCAUGACCACUUCCAUCCCCAUCUCCACAUCCUCCUCUUACCUCACAUCGCCCUCCCUUCCCCCUGCCCUGCCUCCCCACCCCGCUGGACCCCUGCCCCCUUACGAGGAUCCCCUACAGAUAUCCUUCCACGUGGUCAACGCCUCCUGCAUUGAUGUGAGCUGGGCUUCCUACUUCACCGUUACGGCCUACAAGGUGACCUGGGUCAAGAUGGGCAAGAACCUAAUGAGCGACGUCAGCCGCGAGAGGACGCUGAGUGGGGACAGGCGGAAGCUAAGCUUGACCAACCUGGAGCCCAAGUCAGUGUACCGGAUCUGUGUGUAUGUACUGGACACCCUCAACUCCUACCGCCCAGGUGAGGAUACAAUAUGCUCAGAGGCCAGGACCAAGUCGGCCUCAUCCAACUCCAAUAACAACAAGGCCACAGGGUCAGAGCAAGCCCAACAGGACGCCCACUCCACCCUCCUUUUGGCCGGGGUGAUCGGUGGGGCCGUCCUGGUCGUCCUGGUAAUACUGCUGAGCCUGUUUUGUUGGCACAUGCACAAGAAGAGCCGCUCGGAGUCGUCCAAGUGGAAAUACAACCGGGGCAGGAGAAAAGACGACUACUGCGAGGCAGGUACCAAAAAGGAUAACUCUAUACUGGAAAUGACUGAGACCAGCUUUCAGAUAGUCUCGCUGAACAAUGAGCAACUUUUGAAAGGGGAUUUCAGGAUUCAGCCCAUCUACACACCCAACGGAGGCAUCGGCUUCAGAGACUGCCACCUCAGUGACAAUAGCUUAGCCUACUGCAAGAGCAGCAAUGUUCCCAGCACCGAGUUCUGCCACACGUGAUGCUUCUCACAGGAUAUUCCCACACUGGUUGUCUGACAGAAAGAAACAACAAAGUAAUUAAAUAUACUGUACCAUAUAUAUUUCCAAGUUCUGUCUACGAUGUAAUUUAUACUGUGGACAAUAAUGUGGAAUUCUAUCUGCAAUCUUUUUUAUUCUUAGUAAAAAAAAAAAGGAAUACAUAUGUUUUUUUUAAUCAGCGGGAUUUAAAUACAGUAAGUGGUUUUUGCUCAAGUAUUGUCUGUACAUAGAAAUUUGUACAAUAUGGCACGCUGGGUUGGUUCUGACGAAUGGUGUCCUGUCUGUCAGGUUUUUGGGUUGUUGGGCGCUAUGAGGGCUGGGAUUCUUUGCUAACCACAGAAGCAAAAAUAUGGCCUUUGUGCAGAGCCACCCCCUCACAGAAACACUAGGUAAGAUAACACAGUGGUCUGGGAAAACUAACACUGCUGAUUAGACUGCAGUGGAAAAUAAGCACUGGUGGUAUUUUUUUUAAGAAUCAAAGUGCACUUCCUAAUGCAACAGAGAGUGUAAGCAGCCAUUCAAAUGAGCUUUUUGUGGAAAUCCCAUCAGAGGAAUGGGCACACUUUUCAACACCCCCUUUUGCCCUCACAAGACUAAGUGAACACAUUUGAAUGUGGAAGGGAUGGGAGGAAGACUACCUUAACAGGACUAAGUGAACACUUUUCAAUGUGGUAGGGAUGAGAGGAAGACCACCUUAACAGGACUAAGUGAACACGUUUCAAUGUGGUAGGGAUGAGAGGAAGACUACGUGAACACGUUUCAAUGUGGUAGGGAUGAGAGGGAGACUACCUUAACAGGACUAAGUGAACACGUUUCAAUGUGGUAGGGAUGGGAGGAAGACUACCUUAACAGGACUAAGUGAACACUUUUCAAUGUGGUAGGGAUGAGAGGGAGACUACCUUAACAGGACUAAGUGAACACUUUUCAAUGUGGUAGGGAUGAGAGGAAGACUACCUUAACAGGACUAAGUGAACACUUUUCAAUGAGGUAGGGAUGAGAGGGAGACUACCUUAACAGGACUAAGUGAACACUUUUCAAUGUGGUAGGGAUGAGAGGGAGACUACCUUAACAGGACUAAGUGAACACUUUUCAAUGUGGUAGGGAUGAGAGGGAUAAUGCCGUCGCUGUUGGAUAUAGAUUUGCCUCCAAUGAUACAGGAGUUUUUUCUCUCCAGUUGUGGCCACUAGGGGGCAUGUUUACUCAGUCAGUGUAGAGUAGAGCGAGGUAUAGGUAGUCUAAGAGAUCCCUUACCUCCAGCAUCCCAUGAGUCCAUUACCUCAGAUGCAUUACAUUACUCAUUCUCAAAUGGCAUUGUUUAGAGUAUUAAUGGUCGCGGAGCUGCUUAUGGAAUCAUUUAAAAUGAACAGUGCUCAGCUCUGUUGUUCAGCGGCUAAAUGAUACAGAUAUUAUCAUGGCGGAGGUCCAUGAGGUUGUGUUGCGUGUCUUGUCUUUGCCGGGUGGUGUCUGCCGUGAUGAUGAAUGUGGAGGAGAUACACUCACAGUUAUACAUUCCUCUGCCUUUCUUAAGUCCUUUAUUGUUAAGUACUCAAAUGAAAAUUGAGUGAAUCAGAAUAAACAAUCAAGGCGUUUAUCUGUUUAUCUGCUUUACAAUGUGUUGAUAGGACUUUCCUACUGUAGCAUGUGAUGUGUUUUAUUGUCUACAUGGGAUUGACUACUCUAUUGAUUAAUUGAUUGAUUGGUUCGAGCUACACAUUCAUCAUCAAUUCCAAACAAUGUUGGCUCCCAGUUAGGAAUGCCUGGUGCCACCGAGGAGUCUUUGUUAUGCACUUCUUACUCAGACUUUAUUUGCUUUGACAAGAUUUUAUUUUGCAGACCGAGUUCAAAGAAUCCACUCCCCCCCUCUGCCCCGCUCAUAAUCCUCAUCCGAAAAAGGGAGAAAAUAUGCAGACAUUAUUUUUCACUUGGCCGUUCGAAUCACAAGCUGGGAGAGGGAGAAGAGUGCGAGAGAGAGAGAGAGGGGAAGGUCAAGUGACAAGAGUUAACCAUUCACAGGGCACCAAGUCAAUGGAUUAAAUACAGCGUAAAACCACGACAUUGCAUUGGUUUGGCUAGAAUUUGAAAGUAUCAAUAGGAAACACCAUUUUAAGGGUGGAAGGGUUGUCUCUCUUUGAAGAAUUGCCAUGCCAGUGCACAUCUGUCGUUAGUAAUAACUCCUUUAGUAGAUCCAGAAAUAGUAGGUGGGGAACUUAUGACGCAAUAGACACUAUAAUGCCAUUAUUCACGUUGAUGCUUAAGCUUUCAUGUGUGCUUUCAUAGGGUUUUGAGUCAAAUUUAUAUUCAUACAUCAGAAAUACAUUUGUGUCAUUUAGAAAUAACAGUUGCUCUUCUGUGGUUAUCAAAGUGUCUCCACUUUGUCUACGAACGUACACAUAUCUGUUUAUCAGCCUGUGUUAAAGCCCCACCAGCGGAAGCUGACCUGAAGUCAGUUUGAUACACAUUAGAAGUUACGUCCAAUAAACCCCACUGGCGUAAACUAACCUAAGGUCAGUUUGACACUGCUACAUGGCAAGUUAUGUAAAACAUCCCACCAACAUGUACUGACCUAAGGUCACACUGCUACAUGGCCGUAGUGCUUUAACAGGUUGUGUAUCCACUGAACACUUCAUCCUACCUGCCUGUGGCAAAGUCGGCCUGUCUGACAAUAAUCCCAUACAGCAAAGUAUCUUUAUUUUCAUUAGUGAUUAGGAUUUAAAUGUAAUGUUAGUCUUUCAGGCCAACCUGUUGCAACACUUUUCCCCAAAUUAAAGAAUGUUCCAAGAAGUGAUAGAGGUCCAUUUAUUGCCUUACUUUUAUGCAGUACUGUACCGGCUAACUGCACUUAGUUUGUUCAAGGACUUUUUCCAGAGAAGAAGCAAUUUAUAAACUGUGAAAGAGACAAUGACAGUAAUUGAAUAGUUACUGUAUGGAAAGCACAUAUUUUCAUAUUGGUGAAAAAAACUACGAGUGACAGACAGCAAUAGACCCAACACAUAAUUAAUGAAAGCCUGUUCAUUCGUAACGACGCCCUCGAGUGGUGCUGGGUAAUGAUACAAAGUGACUGAGAAGCCUUGUUGUUUGUUUGUGGCAGUACAUUACUCUAAAUUCCCUCCCUCAUUUGAAGAAAGUACACAAACGCAAUGGCGUGACCAAUGGAAUUAGACCGAACACAUUAGAGAAAGAGGGAGAAAGAGGGAGAAAAAAAGAGAGACUGCAACCUCUGUUUGUUACUGUUUCAGGCUUUGAUAGUAACUUCCUUUAAGCUCAUUCAUUCUCAUUGGAAUAAUUAUGUUAAAUCACAGAGGUCAAAUCAAAAUAAGCACCCAAGUGAAUCAAAUUGAAUACAUUUGAAGUUGUCUUUACACCUUGUAGACCAACAUAAAAGUCUUCAGAAAACUAGAAGUCUUCAGCAAACAAUUCAUGGGUGUUUGAGGUAAUUACAUUUUCUCUUACAGCUGCUGGGUCGAAUUAAUGGAAAUAAUAUGAACAACGACAGGUUAUUUGUUCAUGUAUCAUUUGACAGAAGAAAGUAUGCUGAAAAUGAACAAUGCAUGUCAUUUGGCUUGGGCUUCUCGGCUAUUAUGGCUUUUCAUUUCGACAUUGAGUUGUUUUGACUUUAACAACAUAAACUAAUAUGCUACUUAGGAACCAAAGUUACAUUUCUUUUCUCAUGAUAAAAUAUUGUUGUUGUCCCAUGUAUGUGCCUUGAGGUUAACUUACGAUGUAAAGUCCUUGAAACCUUUAAAUGUUUUUGCACAAAAUGUAAAUAUAGAAGUUAAGCUUUUUGCAAAUAAAAGAGCCAUUAUGUGA